UGCACUUCGGCCACCAUCCGUUCGACUGUGUGCGUCGGUCGGCGCAAGGGGUCAAUCGGAGUUUUCCUCGUAUUGCACUACUCAGUGCUAUCGUGUUUUUAGUCUUGCGAGGAUUUGAGUGAAAGCGCUCAGCUAGCACCUUAAGGAAAACUCCUUCCUGUUUCUUUUCUGUGGCACGAGGUUAGCUAAAACAAACCAUCCAAAAUGGACGCGAUCAAGAAGAAAAUGCAGGCGAUGAAGAUCGAGAAGGACAAUGCGCAGGACAAAGCCGAUACCUGCGAGAACCAGGCCAAGGAGGCUAACCUCCGCGCGGACAAGAUCAUGGAGGAGGUCGCCGAUCUGACCAAGCGUCUGGAGCAGGUUACUCAGGAUCACGAAAAGUUCAAGACCUCGCUGGAACAGGCCACCAAGGAUUGCGAGGAUAAGGACAAGCUGCUCACCUCCACCGAGGCCAACGUAGCCGCCCUGACCCGCAAGGUGCAGCAGGUUGAGGAGGAUCUGGAAAAGUCUGAGGAACGUUCGUCCGCCGCCCUGUCCAAACUGCUGGAAGCCACCCAGUCGGCUGAUGAGAACAACCGUAUGUGCAAAGUGUUGGAGAACCGUUCCCAGCAGGAUGAGGAGCGUAUGGACCAGCUGUCCAACCAGCUGAAGGAAGCCCGUAUGCUCGCUGAAGACGCUGAUACCAAGUCGGAUGAAGUGUCCCGCAAGCUGGCCUUCGUUGAAGACGAGCUGGAAGUCGCUGAGGAUCGUGUCAAGUCCGGUGAGGCCAAGAUCAUGGAGCUUGAGGAGGAACUGAAGGUCGUCGGUAACUCCCUGAAGUCUCUGGAGGUGUCGGAAGACAAGGCCAACCAGAGAGUGGAAGAGUUCAAGCGCCAGCUGAAGUCCCUGACCAUCAAGCUGAAGGAGGCAGAGACCCGUGCCGAGAAUGCCGAGAAGAACGUCAAGAAACUCCAGAAGGAGGUCGACAGACUAGAAGAUGAGCUGGGCGUCAACAAGGACCGAUACAAGUCUUUGGCCGACGAGAUGGACUCCACGUUCGCCGAGUUGGCCGGCUAUUAAGGCUACUACUACCUUUCUGGCUAUCGAUCGGGCGGUCGAUCAAAACGCGUACGAUGAUCCGUCUGGUGCACUUCCGGUGCACUGGAUCGGACCAUAUCUUCCGAAACAACUGCGCAGGAACUCUAUUACCUAUCUACCUUACCUAUCCGUCAUCAGUGCGACCGUUUAAAAGGCAUUUUAUAAACCAUCUUUUGCGAUCGAAAUAAUCGAGACGAGCUUAGUAAACAGCCAGGAGCACAAAACAAAACCGAAUGGAAGAAGGAAAGAGAAAGAGAGAAAGAGAGAGAGAGAGUACUUAAGAACAUCUAAUAACGCGAUAUCUAACACCACCCGUCCCAGAUGGUACAGGAGCCUAUAGCAAAGUAAACAUCAGCGAAGCCCUCGUAAACACCAAAAACCAAAAGAGACCAUCCCAGAAAAAGAAUAAGCAAGGUUCCAUAUGAUCAUGUUGUUGUUGUUGAUGUUGUUGUCAUUUUGUUGCUAGUCGCCAGGCUUUAAUUGGGCCCUGUAAAAGAACCUUGUCCACCGGAGGGGACACUACGAUGCGCUGCGUGUGUGUGUGUGUAUGUAGUUGUGGGUGUGGUACUGUGGUGUCCGUUAGCUAAUUUCGGUGUUGGGAGUCGACCCAAUGUCGAACCACGGCACGGCACUGCUUCCCCGGCAGGAAGCGAACAGGGAGGUCAAACACACACACACACACUGUCUUAGAUCCGGGAAAAUUUAACAACACCAAACCAAACAGUUGAAGCAUGUGAAACUUCCAACGUCUACUUUCUCUUGAUAAAUGUAUUAUUUAUAUCUUUUGAAUAAAACUAUGAGGACGGUAAAUAAUUUUAAGUAAAACAUCCAGAAA
Molecule: messenger RNA, 1912 nt
Organism: Anopheles funestus (African malaria mosquito)
Lineage: Eukaryota; Metazoa; Arthropoda; Insecta; Diptera; Culicidae
Gene: Tm2
Product: tropomyosin-1
Exons: 5
Coding region: 205-1059 (284 amino acids)
Biological process (GO): muscle contraction; actin filament organization
Cellular component (GO): actin filament
Molecular function (GO): actin filament binding
Source: RefSeq, a predicted model, not a curated record